Molecule: messenger RNA, 2006 nt
Organism: Juglans regia (Persian walnut)
Lineage: Eukaryota; Viridiplantae; Streptophyta; Magnoliopsida; Fagales; Juglandaceae
Product: probable adenylate kinase 6, chloroplastic
Exons: 4
Coding region: 98-973 (291 amino acids)
Biological process (GO): nucleobase-containing compound metabolic process
Cellular component (GO): cytoplasm; mitochondrion
Molecular function (GO): ATP binding; AMP kinase activity
Source: RefSeq, a predicted model, not a curated record
UUUUACUUCGUAAAAUUUAUUGUUUCAAACGUUUAAACCUUCCUUGCUUCCACGCUUUCCGGCUGAACCUCCUCUCUCUCUCUCUCUCUCUUCUCCCAUGGCGGUAUUUUACCGGUUGCCAAGGGCGAGAGGCUCAACGCAGAUCUUCUCCAUGACCUCCACAGUCCGGGCCUUCUCUUCGUCCUCUAUAUCGAAUUCCGGAAAUGACCUCAAAUCGCCGUCCCUGCUCGCCCAGAAGUCCCUCCCUCUGCGUCGCGAACCCAGGGACAGAAACGUCCAUUGGGUUUUCCUCGGCUGCCCUGGCGUCGGAAAAGGCACCUACGCGUCUCGACUCUCCAACCUGCUUGGUGUCCCUCACAUCGCCACCGGUGAUCUUGUCCGUGAAGAGCUCACUUCCUCUGGUCCCCUCGCUUCCCGGCUUGCAGAGAUUGUUAACCAAGGAAAACUGGUUUCAGAUGAAAUUGUAAUAAAUCUGUUGUCCAAGCAUCUUGAAGCUGGUGAAGCUAAGGGCAAAACUGGCUUCAUUCUUGAUGGUUUCCCUCGAACCAUAACACAGGCGGAAAUUCUAGAGGGGGUAACAAAUAUUGACUUGGUGAUCAACCUGAAGCUUCGGGAAGAUGCAUUGCUUGCAAAGUGCCUUGGAAGAAGAAUAUGUAGUGAGUGCGGAGGAAACUACAAUAUUGCAUGUAUCGAUAUUAAGGGUGAGAAUGGAAGCCCUGGAUUGUAUAUGGCUCCACUUCUCCCCCCUUCACAUUGUGCAUCAAAACUUUUCACUCGAUCUGAUGACACUGAAGAAGUUGUUAAGGAACGGCUUCAUGUAUAUAAGGAAAUGACUCAACCUGUGGAAGAGUUCUACCGCAGCAAUGGGAAGUUGUUGGAGUUUGAUCUACCAGGAGGAAUCCCAGAAUCCUGGCCAAAGCUGCUUCGUGCUCUGAAUCUUGAACAUGAUGAUAAACAGUCUGCAGCAGUAUGAGUUAUAUUGAUAUUGUGUAUACCCAGCAGAAGGUAAGUUGGAUCAUUAUUUGCAUGUUGAAGACAUGUACGUGGAUAUCAAUUUCAAAAUGGGGAUGUCCAACAAGAACUGGAAACAUGCUUAUACAUCUUCAAGGAAACUUCCUAUUCAGGUUUUGGAGAUACGUGCAAUUGUAAAAUGUUGUGUGAUGGGCAAGGAGGAAUUGCGUUGUUUUUGGCAGUGUUAUUUGGUUGAGGUAUAUGUUUAGCUGACGGUGAUAAUAUUGUAGGCAAUAAGUGUAAUGGAAAUACAAAGUUGCUAAUUUGCUAAAUGUUUAUGCUUCUAAAAUUUCGGUUUAGAGGUCACUAAACUCGGGAUUUAAGGGGAAAAAAAGUUAUUCGUUCUAUUAGAUUCCUCGGACCUGGAGCAUUGCUAUGGCAAUGAGAUUGUGAGAUCUUGCACCUGCCAUCAGAUUCGGCCGUAUGGAUCAGUUGGGUUGGAGGAUCUUGGUUUCUGACACCUUAUCUUUUGACAGCCAUAUCGAUCCCCAUCGGAAGGGGAUUUUUGUACCACUGCCUGAUCAAAUAAAAAAUAUAGAUUGGUAGUUUCGGGUUGGUGCCUAUUGGAGAUUUUGGGUUGAAUCUGCGGGUUAAGGAUAUUUCUCACCCUUACUGAAAACAAUUCUUCUUGUUGGAUGGCCUGCUUUUCCUCAUCUAUCCAAUUGGAUGCUGAUGCAUGUAAUAGGUAACUUUCAAUGGGGUCACCACGUCUAUUUGGCAAGCUGCUUCUCCGCUUUCCAUUCCUACGGGCAUAGAUGGAUGGAUGGAAUGAAGUGGCAUUAUAUUGUUUCUUGUGUAAAUGCCAGAUCGGAUUCAGAGGGAGAACAGGCUUCUUCUCAUGAUAUUAUUAUUUCUUUGUAGAAAUACAACACAAAUUUGUAACUAGAAAAGAGUGCGUAGCUCAUUUCUUUUAUUCUCCAUCUGCAUCAACACUUUUGUACGAGUGAUCGGAAUUUUAUGUGAUCUUUUGUAAAAUAGCUAUGUUGUAUACCGCA